CACCUCAAUUUUCCCACAUUUUUCUCCCAUCUGCCUACGGUUCCAGAUUUUUUUUUAUAUUUAACACAGACAAAAAAAAAAAAGUAUAAAAAGAGUCCACAAAUUUGGGAAAUUUCAAGUUCCAGAGACAUGAAGAAAACUGGAAUCAUCGCGGCCUCCAUCUCUGUCGCCGCUUCCGCCACCGCCAUCUCCGCCGGCUCCACCAACACCUCCGUAUCCUUCUCUUCGCCGGAAUCCAAUUAUUCCCAUCAGGAUUCAAAGGAAAAACAGAGGAAGAAGAAGAGUUCGUCAGAAGAUGGGGGAGAAGAAAAGUUUGCUCCAAGGUUUGAUGGGUUACGAUUCAUCGAGACGCUUGUUACUGCUCACCGAUAACAUUUGCAUUAUUCUGAUUUCUAAGGUUUCUUAUUGUUUACCCAUCUGAUUAACUACAAGGAAUUACUGAUUUAAAGUUCGGGUUUUUUUUCACCUCAAUAUUGUGUAACUUUGGCUUAAACUGUACCACCAAGACAAGAGGCAUGAUUUAUGAGGUUCAUGUUACCCUAAAU
Arabidopsis lyrata subsp. lyrata is the source of this 545-nucleotide messenger RNA. RefSeq lists its product as uncharacterized. The record is from RefSeq and is a predicted model, not a curated record. Bases 130 to 372 code for a protein of 80 amino acids. Lineage: Eukaryota; Viridiplantae; Streptophyta; Magnoliopsida; Brassicales; Brassicaceae. The transcript has 2 exons.